CGGUAGUGGUUUUGAUGACAAAGAUUUUUAUCCGAUAUAUUUGUUUCGUUUUCGAUGCUGUAUCGAGAAUCUUUAUUAUGAUGUAGAACAUAAACCAUUGAAAGUGGGAAUUGGUAAGAAGUAAGUGGAAGUAUACAGGUGUUUGCGAAUAUGGUCAAAAACGCCAUCUUAAUUCGAGACGAUGGAAUAACUUCUCAGAGUCCAAUGCAGUCUCCGUCAUUAGCAAUUAUCAAGUUUUUGGUUAAAUAUUGUGGUGCUGACUUAAGUUGUAAAGAUGAGUCGGGCAAAACUGCUUUACAUCAUGCUGUUGAUGUUGGUGAAACAGACAUUGUCAAAUAUUUUCUUGAACAAUGUGGUGCUGAUGUAAAUGACAAGGAUAAAAUAGGAUGGACAACGCUGAACUACGCUGUUAUUAAAGUUAGGCCGGAAAUAUUGAAAUAUCUUGUUGAACAUGGCGCUGAUACAAAUGGCAAGGAUAUUCACGGGUGGACAGUGCUGCACAAUGCUGUUAAAAACGGUCGGCUAGAAAUGGUGAAAUAUCUAGUUGAACAUGGCGCUGAUGUAAAUGGAAAGAAUACUUAUGCCUACGGGGAGACAGUGCUGCAAUAUGCUGUUACUGAAGGUUUACUAGAAAUGGUAAAAUAUCUUGUUGAACACGGCGCUGAUGUAAAUAGCAAUGAUACUGACGGAUGGACAGUGUUGCACAGUGCUGUUACAAAAGCUACAUUAGAAAUUGUAAAAUAUCUUGUUGAAAAUGGCGCUGAUGUAAAUGGUAAGAGGAAUGACGGAUGGACAGUACUGCACUCUGCUGCUACUGAAGGUACGAUAGAAAUAGUAAAAUAUCUUGUUGAACACGGCGCUGAUGUAAAUAGCAAUGAUACUGACGGAUCGACAGUGUUGCACAGUGCUGUUACAAAAGCUACAUUAGAAAAGGUAAAAUAUCUUGAUGUAAAUGGUAAGAGCAAUCCCAGGACAGUGCUUAACUAUGCUAGUGAAGGUAUGCUGAAAAUAGUAAAAUAUCUUGUUGAGAAAAGCGCUGAUGGAAAUGGCAAGGAUAAUGACGGAUGGACAGUGCUUCACUAUGCUGUUACUAAACGUACGCUAGAAAUUGUAAAAUAUCUUGUUGAAAACGGCGCUGAUGUAAACAGCAAGAAAAUUAACGGGGAGACAGUGCUGCACUCUGCUGUUAAUAAACGUACGCUAGAAAUGGUCAAAUAUCUUGUUGAAAAGGGGGCUGAUGUCAAUGGCAAAGAUACUAACGGAGAGACAGUGCUGCACGCUGCAGUAACCCAAGGUUCGCUAGAAAUGGUAAAAUACCUCGUUGAAAACAGGGCUGAUGUAAAUAGUGGGAAAACUAACGGGUGGACUGUGCUGCACUCUGCCGUUACAGAAGUUAGGCUAGAAAUGGUAAAAUAUCUUGUUGAACAUGGCGCUGAUUUAAAUCGCCAGAAAACUAAGGGGUUGACAGUGCUGCACAAAGCUGUUACUAGAAGAAGCCUAGAAAUAGUUAAAUAUCUUGUUAAAAAUGGCGCUAAUGUAAAUUGUACGGAUACUCGUGGAUGCACAGUGCUGCACUCUGCUGUUACUAAAGGUAAACUAGAAAUGGUAAAAUAUCUUGUUGAACUUGGCGCUGAUGUAAAUGGCAAAAAGACUAAUGGGUGGACAGUGCUGCACUCUGUUGUUACUAAACGUUCUCUGGAAAUGGUAAAAUAUCUUGUUGAAAACGGCGCUGAUGUAAAUGGAAAGAUGACUGACGGAUGGACAGUGCUGCAUACUGCUGUUACUGAAAGUACCCUGAAAAUAGUAAAAUACCUUGUUGAAAACGGAGCUGAUGUAAAUAGUAAGGAUACCGAUGGCUGGACUGUGCUGCACCCUGCUGUCAUUGUAGGCAUGCUUAGAAUGGUAAAAUAUCUUGUUGAAAACGGCGCUGAUGUAAAUGGUGAGAAUACUGAAGGUUACACAGUGCUGCACUCUGUUUCUGAUAUAAAUGCCAAGCAAAGUGCCGGGAGUACAGCGCCGGAUGAUGUUGUUUUAUAUGAAGAUAGACUAGGAAUUAUGAAAUAUCUUGUUGAACAUGGCGCUGAUGUAAAUGGAAAGCAUACUGACGGGUGGACAGUACUGCAUAAUGCAGCUUCUCAAGGUACGUUAGAAAUGGUAAAAUAUCUUGUUGAAAAGGGCGCUGACGUAAAUGGAAAAGAUACUGACGGAUCCACAGUGCUGCACAGUGCUGUUGCUGGAGGUACGCUAGAAAAGGUAAAAUAUCUUGUUCAAAAUGGAGCUGAUGUAAAUGGAAAAGACACUGGCGGAUCGACAGUCCUGCGCUAUGCUGUUACUGAAGGCACGCUAGAAAUGGUAAAAUAUCUUGUUGAAAAUGGAGCUGAUGUAAAUGAAAAAGAUACUGACGGAUGGACAGUGCUGCGCUAUGCUGUUACUGAAGGUACGCUAGAAAUAGUAAAAUAUCUUGUUCAAAAUGGAGCUGAUGUAAAAGAAAAAGAUACUGACGGAUGGACAGUGCUGCGCUAUGCUGUUACUGAAGGUACGCUAGAAAUAGUAAAAUAUCUUGUUCAAAAUGGAGCUGAUGUAAAUAGAAAAGUUACUGACGGAUGGACAGUGCUGCGCCAUGCCGUUACUGAAGGCACGCUAGAAAUAGUAAAAUAUCUUGUUCAAAAUGGAGCUGAUGUAAAAGAAAAAGAUACUGACGGAUGGACAGUGCUGCGCGCUGUUACUGAAGGUACGCUAGAAAUAGUAAAAUGUCUUGUUCAAAAUGGAGCUGAUGUAAAUGGAAAAGAUACUGACGGACGGACAGUGCUGCGCUAUGCUACUACUGAAGGUAGGAUAGAAAUAUUAAAAUAUCUUGUUGAAAACGGCGCUGAUGUAAAUGGAAAAGAUACUGACGGAUGGACAGUGCUGCGCCACGCUGUUACUGAAGGUACGCUAGAAAUGGUAAAAUAUCUUGUUCAAAAUGGAGCUGAUGUAAAUGGAAAAGAUACUAACGGAUGGACAGUGCUGCGCCAUGCUGUUACUGAAGGUACGCUAGAAAUGGUAAAAUAUCUUGUUCAAAAUGGAGCUGAUGUAAAUGGAAAAGAUACUGACGGAUGGACAGUGCUGCGCUAUGCUGUUACUGAAGGUACGCUAGAAAUGGUAAAAUAUCUUGUUCAAAAUGGAGCUGAUGUAAAUGGAAAAGAUACUAACGGAUGGACAGUGCUGCGCUAUGCUGUUACUGAAGGUACGCUAGAAAUGGCAAAAUAUCUUGUUGAAAAUGGAGCUGAUGUACGUGGAAAAGAUACUGACGGAUCGAUAGUGCUGCACAGUGCUGUUACUGAAGGUAGGCUAGAAAUAGUAAAAUAUCUUGUUGAACAUGGCGCUGACGUAACUCUUAAAAGUAAACACAGCGUUCAUACUAUUGGCAUUGACAUCCUGAAAAUGGCUGUUGAGAAAAAUUCAGUUGCUUUGGUCAAUUUUCUGUUGGAAAAGGACAUCGCUGUGUGGAGAGCUGGAACAUUUCUUGUUGAAGGAAGACAAAUGAGUCUUCUUGAAUGGAGUAUUCACCUCGGUCAUGAUGAAAUAGCAACUAUCCUCAAAAGGUCCGUAAAUCAUCGUGAGAAGAUUCAGAUGUUGAGAACAAUGGAUUGCAACAAAUUAGAAGAGGUUGAAACACCAAUGCAGGCUUUUGUCGCAAAGAAUCAAUUCAAAAUUGGUGAUGGUGGUUUUUCUUGCGUCUAUGUUGGUCUCAUGAAGGAUGGAAGUGAAGUUGCUGUUAAGAGAAUUUUGGUGCAAACUGAGGAUGAAACAGUUGAAAACGAAAAGGAAAUCAUGAAUCUCAUUCAAACAAACUCUCCAUUCAUAGUGAAAUAUCGACAUUUUCACCGUGACGAUACCUUCAUGUAUCUUAUUGUUGAUCUUUGCGAAGAAACCUUGAGGGAACUUGUUCAUGCAAGCAGUAUUGAAUAUCUACAAGAGCAAGGUCCACGAAUGAUUAGGGAAAUUCUAUCCGGACUUGAAUUUCUUCAUGGUAAAGGAAUAUUGCACAGAGAUCUAAAACCAUCAAACGUCCUGGUUGAUAUCGAAGGCCGCAUGAAAUUGGCAGACUUUGGAAUAAGCCGCGUUGUUAAUGAAGAUGAAACGACAGUUGAAACAGAUGCAAAAGGUACUCGUGGAUGGAUGCCACCGGAAGUAAUUGAAGCAAUAGUUAAAAAAGAAAAAAGUCGUUUUAAAAGGAAAUCAGAUGUCCAUGUCGCGGGUAUGAUUGCUUUUUACGUGUUAACCAAAGGUGAACAUCCCUUUGGAUCUGCAUUAGAUCGAAUGAAAAAUAUUUUAGAGAAUAAUCCUGUCAAUUUGGAGAAACUUGGUGACCGCGAUGCUCGUAGGUUUGUGUCGUGGCUGAUUAGUUACAAGAUUGAUGAUAGACCUCACGCUCACGAAGCAUUGGGGGAUUCCUUAUUUAUCAACACCACAACGAACACAGCGAGCAAUUAGACAACCAACCACGACGUUUGUUUGAAAUGACGAAUCCUUCCUAGUCCAAGUUUGUUCUUGAAGGGAAAACUUGGAGCGACACAAGGGCGACAGAACAUAGCUAAUUUUAAAGUAAUUAUCACAAUAAUAUAGUAGAGGGGGACAACCCAAGUUUGUCCUUGAAGGGGAACUUUUGAGCGACAAAAAUUCGACAUAAGGGCGACAGAACCAGUCGCAUUUUUUUUUGCACGGUUGUCAAGUAAUACUUUUAUAUAUAUUAUUAGCGUGAUAAUAGUUUAGCAGAAUGUGCUGUAGUUCUUAUCUAUAAAUCCAAAUUAGCUCGCGUUGAGCAUUACAUAGAUUUUUUACAUUG
This is a messenger RNA of Dendronephthya gigantea, 4828 nucleotides long. RefSeq names its product serine/threonine-protein phosphatase 6 regulatory ankyrin repeat subunit A-like. The record is from RefSeq and is a predicted model, not a curated record. Gene Ontology annotation, biological process: protein phosphorylation. The transcript is spliced from 4 exons. Lineage: Eukaryota; Metazoa; Cnidaria; Anthozoa; Malacalcyonacea; Nephtheidae. The coding region runs from base 151 to 4476 and encodes 1441 amino acids. Gene Ontology annotation, molecular function: protein binding; ATP binding; protein kinase activity.